CAUUUGUUUUUGCUCACUUGUCACUUCCCACAAAUCCUACAAGCCAUAUCACUCUCUCGCCCAAAAAACUAAGAGGGGUCUGGGGAAAAGAAGAAAAAGCAGAAAGCGCGUUUAUAAAGCAAACCAAAGCGCCACUGAGCUAACUCUGUGCGAACGAGUUCGUGACUCAGAAGAAGAAGAAAACAUGUCUGGUAUUGCUCGUGGACGACUCGCUGAGGAGCGCAAGUCGUGGCGCAAGAAUCAUCCUCAUGGUUUUGUGGCGAAACCGGAGACGCUGCCUGAUGGUACCGUGAAUUUGAUGGUGUGGCAUUGCACUAUUCCUGGGAAGUCUGGGACUGAUUGGGAAGGUGGCUUUUUCCCCCUUACAAUGCACUUCAGUGAAGACUACCCUAGCAAGCCUCCUAAGUGUAAAUUCCCACAAGGCUUCUUCCACCCUAAUGUCUAUCCAUCUGGAACUGUAUGCUUGUCUAUACUUAAUGAGGAUAGUGGGUGGAGACCAGCUAUAACAGUGAAGCAAAUUCUUGUUGGUAUCCAGGAUUUGCUUGACCAGCCAAAUCCUGCUGAUCCUGCUCAGACAGAGGGAUAUCAUCUAUUUAUCCAGGAUGCUACAGAGUAUAAAAGAAGGGUCAGGCAGCAGGCAAAGCAAUACCCACCAAUAAUCUAGUGAUACCACAGCUCACCUUAGGAACUGUUUUUGCAUCGUAAAUGCUCUCAUGCGCUAUAGCUUAAAACUCUUCUGUCAUCUGUGAUUGUUGGCUACAAUAUUUUGCAUACAUUAUGGUAUUUCUGUUUACUUUCCAAUUUGGAUUAAGUGUUAAUAUAUAAACAAUGUGGAAUCAACAAAUGAAUACAUGUUGGUGGCAUGUGCCUGAUGUUUGCUGAUGGAUAACAGUUCAGGUGAAUGAAUUGCAUGCGUGUCUUCUUUGA
This is a messenger RNA of Arachis duranensis, 927 nucleotides long. Its product is annotated as SUMO-conjugating enzyme SCE1. The transcript is spliced from 5 exons. Gene Ontology annotation, biological process: protein sumoylation. The coding region runs from base 185 to 664 and encodes 159 amino acids. Gene Ontology annotation, molecular function: SUMO conjugating enzyme activity. The record is from RefSeq and is a predicted model, not a curated record. Lineage: Eukaryota; Viridiplantae; Streptophyta; Magnoliopsida; Fabales; Fabaceae. Gene Ontology annotation, cellular component: nucleus.